Mustela lutreola (European mink) is the source of this 2626-nucleotide messenger RNA. It is a transcript of the gene CTRL, whose product is annotated as chymotrypsin like. Gene Ontology annotation, molecular function: serine-type endopeptidase activity. The transcript is spliced from 7 exons. The record is from RefSeq and is a predicted model, not a curated record. Gene Ontology annotation, biological process: proteolysis. Bases 1766 to 2572 code for a protein of 268 amino acids. Lineage: Eukaryota; Metazoa; Chordata; Mammalia; Carnivora; Mustelidae.
CCAUAGGCAUCUAUUCCUCCAGAACUCCAGCCCUGGCAAGCACUGCAGCUCAAGAUGGAAGGCCCCUUCCUGACUCUCCAAACUAUACAGUUCCCCCUACCACUCCGGUGCCUUGCUCUUGUCCUCUAGUCUACUGAGGACUGUUGUAAAACCCAGAAGGCCCCCCACACUGCCCCCUUUCCGUGGCUCAUCAGUGUCCCACAGCAAAGCCCACACCUCUCAGUCAAGGAGACUGCAUGGACUCCACUGAGUUAGCCCUUACAGCUGAUAGAGGAGCUGCUCCCUGACUCCUAGGGCAAGUUCUUACAGAACACUCCUCACUCCUGCAACACCUUUACCUGUGCAACCGCUCCCAUGACCAGGCCCACCCUAAGGGCUUCUAUUUGGACGUGCUGAUCUGUGAAAGGGACAGCGGGGAGUGGGGGUCUCCCGAGUUUGCUAGGCUGAUGGAUCAUAGGGCUUAUGCAGAGAGAGAUGACAUGACACAUGUAUCCAGCAGACCUUUGCUGAGUGCCCCCUGAGGGCCAGCCCAAAGGCUAUGUGCUGGCAGGAGAUCGUGCCCUCAGAGAGAACAGUUGACUCCACUGGAGCUUCGGAACUGUUAGUCUACCAACCCCUGGGGAGGGUCUGCUCUGAACUGGACAUCCCUGGACCCCUGACUGUCUUCCCCCCUCCCCAAUAUUUUAUUAUGAAGAUUUUUAAACAUAGCAGCUGAAUUGCACUGAACACCUCUAUACCCACAAUCAACUUUACAGUUAUUAUUGUUAUAUUUGCUUGAUCACACUUCCAUCCCUCCAUUCCUCUGUUCAACCAUUAGCGUGUCUUUUUUUUUUUUUUUUUUUUUUGCGCAUCUUAUUUUUUUGAUGAGAGUCAAAAAAAUGACACUACUUAGAGUCAGUUGGUGCCCCACACCUCUAGGAGCCCAGCCAACUUACCUAUUGCAGCUUUGCACACGGGGCUGUCUUCUCUUCCUUAGUGCAGGCUCAGCCUAGAACUCUACAACAGCUGGGCUGUGGACACCAAGAACUUGCCCACAGGAACCCCAAGGCCUGGAAGCUGUCACCCUGGGACCCAUAACCCCCAUCCAGGGUCAGCCAGUCACCAAGUGCUCACACCUUACCCUCCUGUGUGCCAGGCCCCUACCAGGUGUCGUCUCCUCAAUAGGAGUGUGGGCUUUGGAGCCAGGUGAAGGUUUGGGUCCAAACGUACUAUGUGCUGAUGGAAGAGUCACCAUCUCUUUGGACAAACUGACUCCUGUUCCAAGUUGGUGAGAAAUCACUGAGAUGCUAUGAGAUUUGUGACCUGCCAGAACCCCUGUCCUGGCCGCAUGGCCCUGGCCCUCCACAGCACAGCUGGCACAGCUGGACAUUCCCUCCACCCAUCAGGAACACCCCUGGGUGCUGAGCAGGCUUCUCUGAGUCUGGUGCCCUGACAGCCCUAAGAAACUUCGCUGAUCCCAGCCACCAUGUAGUCCACACAGACCUAACUUAACCACAAGUCCUUGCUAUUUAACACUCAAUGCUUGGGAUGUUAGGUGGUUCAGGGAACCAAUUAGAGACCAGGCUUUGGGGGGUGGACAUGAGAGCCUCACACCUGGUCUCUGUCUGAUAAAGUCCAGGCCUGAAUCCAAGACCUUGACCUAGAGACCCUCCUCCUGACCAGAACAUGGGAGGGGGCUGAGCCCACACACCUGGCUUGGCCUCAGGCCUGGGACUUUUGCCCAAGGACGAGGAGAACCAUAAAAGUAGGCCCAGCUCUCAACCUCAUGCCUGCCACAAUGCUGCUGCUCAGUCUGACCCUUAGCCUGGUCUUCCUCGGCUCCUCCUGGGGCUGCGGAGUUCCUGCCAUCAAGCCACUACUGAGCUCCAGCCAGAGGAUUGUCAACGGGGAGAACGCAGUGCCAGGCUCCUGGCCCUGGCAGGUGUCCCUGCAGGACAGAAGUGGCUUCCACUUCUGCGGAGGUUCCCUCAUCAGCCAGUCCUGGGUGGUCACUGCUGCCCACUGCAAUGUCAGCCCUGGCCGCCACGUUGUUGUCCUGGGUGAGUACGACCGAUCAUCCGGUGCGGAGCCUUUGCAGGUUCUGUCCAUCUCAAAGGCCAUCACACACCCUUCCUGGAACCCCAACACCCUCAACAAUGACCUGACUCUACUGAAGCUCGCCGCCCCAGCCCAGUACACAAAACGCAUCUCACCAGUCUGCGUGGCCUCCUCCAAUGAGGCACUGCCUGCGGGCCUCAAGUGUGCCACCACUGGCUGGGGACGUCUCAGCGGCGUGGGCAAUACAACUCCAGCACGCCUGCAGCAGGUGGCCCUGCCCCUGGUCACCGUGAAUCAAUGCCGGCAGUACUGGGGCUCACGCAUCACUGACUCCAUGAUCUGUGCGGGCGGCGCAGGGGCCUCCUCGUGCCAGGGAGACUCCGGAGGCCCUCUGGUCUGCCAGAAGGGGAACACAUGGGUGCUUAUUGGCGUCGUCUCCUGGGGCACCAGCAACUGCAAUGUGCGCCAGCCUGCCAUAUACACUCGGGUUAGUAAGUUCAGCAACUGGAUCAACCAGGUCGUAGCCUCCAACUGAGCCGGCCACAGGUCCUCUCCCCAUCUCAAUCCAAUAAAGACCCCGUGCUCUGUC